AUGGCGACGGUGGCGACGACGACGUCGAUAGGCAAGGUCGGGAAAAAGAGCGGCCUGAUUUUAAGAACCCUGCAGCGGUGCAAGUCCGGGCUGAGCGCCGGCGGCGGCGGCUCAUCCGGCCGGUCGCCGUCGUCGCCUCCGGGGUGCUUCUCGGUGUACGUGGGCCCCGAGCGGGAGCGGUUCGUGGUGCGCGCCGAGUGCGCCAACCACCCGCUGUUCCGGCGCCUCCUGGACGACGCGGAGCGCGAGUACGGGUACGCGGCGCAGGGCCCGCUCGCGCUGCCCGGCUGCGACGUCGACUUCUUCCUCGACGUGCUGUGGCAGAUGGAGCGCGCCAACGCCGACGAAGAGAUCGCCGCCGCCUCCUCGCCGAUAUGCGGCCUGCACAACGGCAGCAAGGGCCGCGCGGCCGGGUACAGGAUGCUGAGCCCGCGGUCGUCGUUGCCGAUGGUUGGCAGGCAGGAGGAUCAGGUGAGAGCAUGCAGAAAGAAAAGAAAAGAUUAA
Messenger RNA from Miscanthus lutarioriparius, 504 nucleotides. Lineage: Eukaryota; Viridiplantae; Streptophyta; Magnoliopsida; Poales; Poaceae. The record is from the annotation of a GenBank genome assembly.